AUGCAAGAUCUGAGAACUAGGGUUAAAGACGUCAUGCAAGCAAUGAAAGGGAAGGGCCAGGCCACAGUGAACGAUCUGCAGAAGGGAAAGCCUCUCCGUGGUUACAUAAGUCGUUUCAACGCUGAUAUGCUGCAGGUAGAAGAGGUGGACGACAAGGUUGCCCUCACAGCCUUUAUGGGAGGACUACAGACUUCUAAGUUCCUAUUUUCCUUAUCAAAAGAAGCCCCUACAAGCAUGACAAAGUUGAUGGUUAGAGCAUGGAAGCACAUGAACGCUGAGAAUGCUAUGAAUGCACGAAAAAACAAAGGUGGUGAAGAUAAGAGGUCGGAGAAGAAGAGGCCAGCACCUAACAUUAGGGAGGAAAAGGAAUCAAAGUACAAGAAAUUCUCAAACAACCAGGCUGACAGAUCGUCUCGCCGCCAAAUUCAAGAUGACGCAUCAUUGAAAUGGCCGCCAAAGCUAAAAGCUGAUCCAACAAAGAGGUCUCUAGGUAAAUACUGUAGGUUUCACCGGGACCAUGGACAUAACACAAAAGAUUGUUUCGACCUCAAAAACCAAAUCGAGAACCUUGUUCGUAAAGGUCAUUUACGCAAAUUCACAACUGGAAAUGGAAAAGGAGGCUCCAACCCAGCCCGGGAGGGCCGAGAUAAUCGCCCUCCUCAACACCAACCAAUGGGUGAGAUCAAAGUUAUAUCGGGUGGCUUCGCUAGUGGUGGUGAGACGAGUUCGGCUCGGAGGGCUCAUGCUAGGAGUAUUUAG
Messenger RNA from Cornus florida, 759 nucleotides. RefSeq lists its product as uncharacterized. Bases 1 to 759 code for a protein of 252 amino acids. The transcript is spliced from 3 exons. Lineage: Eukaryota; Viridiplantae; Streptophyta; Magnoliopsida; Cornales; Cornaceae. The record is from RefSeq and is a predicted model, not a curated record.